AAUUUAGAUUUUUUAGUAUACUGAUAAUUAUGUUUGGAAAUAACAAUCUUACACCAAGAUGUUUUGAUGAGAUUAAUACAGACAAUAAACUUAUACAAACGAAUCAUCCCGUAUCAUAUAAAUCUUCAAAGUUAAAUAUCAACUUAGAAGAUUCAAGAAAUAUAAACAAUAAUCUACCUAUUGAUCCUUCACAAACAUUAUCUAAAUCUUUAGAACUUAGUCGUCAACGUGUUUCAUUAUUAUUAGAAAUAAACACACUUCUUCUACAGAAAUGUAUAGAACUUCAGAAUACAGAAAACACUAAAAAAGAACAUUCAGAAGCAUCAGAAUCAACGAUGACAGGAUGUAUUCAACGUCUUCAAACAAAUCUUUCUUAUCUUGCAGCAGUUGCAGACAAAUCCUACAGAAGUGAAGAAAAUUAUUUGUAUAAAAAUCCUAUAAUAUUUUCGCCACCAUUAAACGUCUAUUCACUUGUUGAACACUAUGAAAAACUAAAAUCUCUUUUUUAAUCAAGCCCCCUCCCCUUCUAUAUAAUUUCCAU
Messenger RNA from Pneumocystis murina B123, 541 nucleotides. RefSeq lists its product as hypothetical. The transcript is spliced from 4 exons. NCBI's taxonomy places the organism in Eukaryota, Fungi, Ascomycota, Pneumocystomycetes, Pneumocystales, Pneumocystaceae. The coding region runs from base 30 to 509 and encodes 159 amino acids. The record is from RefSeq and is a predicted model, not a curated record.